Symbiodinium necroappetens is the source of this 4257-nucleotide messenger RNA. The record is from the annotation of a GenBank genome assembly. NCBI's taxonomy places the organism in Eukaryota, Dinophyceae, Suessiales, Symbiodiniaceae.
GACGGUGCAAGCGCAUGCACGAGGUGCCAAUGCGCGCUUGGAGGCCACGCCGAGUUCAAACAUCGACGACGGCGUUAGGAAGAACCACUUCCCGGGGACUCCAUUAAAUGCGAAGAUCGUUCCGCUGGUUUCCGAUGCCAAGCUGAUGACAGGGAUCGAGGCAACGUUCGCGAUGGUCAGCUUCCUGAUGAACGUUGCGCAAUUCACAUUGCCCUUUUGCUUCGUUCGGGUGGGCUGGUUUGCAGUGUUCUUGAUGGUGCUGGCGGGCUGGCUGUGCAUGCAUACAGCGCUGAUGCUGCAGGAGGCUCUGGUCGCUCUCACCAAAGAAGGCAUCCGCUUUCCUGAAUAUUCCGACCUCGCAGCGGUUGCGGUUGGUCCUGUCUUUGCAGCGUGGGCACAGCUGGUCGCUCUGGCAGAACUUGCGGCUUACGGCAGCAACUGCACAAUCAACCUGGGUCUCCCGGAGAGCUCGACUUCCUCCUUUGAGCUGGUUGACCUCAGCCCUGCCCCCGGGCCCUUCCGGAUCAGCGUCGGACGCCAGGUCGUGCUCAGGCAGAGCACCGUGUUGAGGUCUGUGCUUUCCUCGCCCUUGCGCGCCCUUUGCGGCUCCGAGGUUGAGGCUCUGGUGGAGAGCCCGAAUCACUCCGAGCCGGUCGGGCUGAGCAACCGCAUCUACUGCAUCACUGCUGCCCGAGGCCUUGAGAGCCCCACGGCCGUCACAAGGCUAUCGUUGGCGAGCUUCGUCAUGGGGGCUCCGUGUCCCACGGCUUCCCCUCAGAGGCGGAGGCUAGGCUGUACUUUGCCGGAGCAGGCCUGGACUUCCCGGAGGCCUGAUGGACCUCCCUUCUUUGCCAUCGGUGGAAUCAGGCCAGUUUACCUGGCCGUGGCCCCGUGGGGGCACCGAGGACCCUCUGACAUGCGUUUGCUAUGUUGUGAUGAAGCGUGGCGGAGGGUUUGUGCUCUGCCUUACCUUGGCUACUUGCCCGCCGAGGCACUGCAAAGUGGCAUGGAGAACGAGGCCCUGGAGAUAGAGGCACAGGCUGUUCGGCUGGCUCCUUCGGGCGAUUGGAUUGCCCCGCUAGCCCACGAAAGCAUAGGUGCACUGAUUGUGGAUUUGUCGGCCGACCUGGCCGCCACCCUCGACACUCCGGACCUCACUGCCAUUGGUGGGGUUCCCUUUUCAGCCGAAGAGCCGGGACUUUUCCCUCUGGCCUCAGACGUCUUGCAGCAGGCAGCCGACUUCUUAGGAGAGGCCCGGUCGGGCUACCAAACCGCCGUCGAGGAUGUUGUUCCGGCCCAGCGACCGAAGCCCAAGGCAAAGAGGGUUACCGUCGCCACGCUUGCUCAGGGCCCCGCAGCAUGCGCGCUGCGACGCCAGCUGCCCGAGGCCGCCCCUCAAGGGCUCUUCGGAGCCAAUGCUACCUCCACAUCGGUGAGGGGGGCUCUAGUCCAGCGCAUGAACCCCACGGGCCUUGUCGAUCCAGACUUUGCAACAAUGGUUCGCUACUUCGAGCGGUACGGAGGGUAUGGAAAGCAGCGAUCCACCGAAGCCUGUGCCGACCUCCUGGCCCUCUUGCAGCUGACCAUAGACCAGGCCAACAUAGAUCAAGGCGACAUGACGUUGGCAUGGUGGAUAACGGUCGCGGUGUCCUACCUCAAGGAGGUGGAAGCUAUAGGGCGAGACUCUUUCGAAGAAGCAGCAGAGGGCUGCCGCCUGGGCAGCAAAGCGGGCCGCCGGAGCCAAGCCGUCCUGAGAGACGGCCAGAAAUUGCAUGCGUGCGCCCGGCUUGGUGGCUCCGAGCUGCAGCCAGGGCGAAAGGGACUUCAGCUUGCGGCUCGGCACGCUGAGGUCCUCUCUUUUCUUUCCGAGUCGGGGCUCCAGGAUGACUGUUACCUUGGACGCCUCGUUCCCCAUCAUGCCGCAAACUUUGUGCCCCACCGUCCGGGUGGUCCUGAGGAACUGCGGCCCUACCGUGACAUCGACCCAGACCGUGUGGCCUUGUCCGGGAGAGGAAGCUGGGAUAUCGCUGAGCAUCUGCACCCUAGCCUGCUCUUGCCCUUCUUGGAGCCCAAAACUUUGCAGACCUUUGUGCCACCGCUCGCGGCCGGGCCCUCCUUCUCAGGCGACAAAGCCCAUCAGGUCUUGGGGCUCCUUCGGAAAUGGGACGACCUUGGACUUCUGCGCUUGGUCCCGGGGCCUGUUGAGGAGACCGCCCUGCUCCUUGCCGGAUACCAGCUCGUCAGGCUCAGCUGCCCUCGGUGGUCCCACAGCCUGUACGGCUCCUGUGUUGACCGCAAGGAUUUCUACCGCCAGGCCGCCGUGACAUCUACGAAUGCCGUGGUGCACGGUGCUUUCAAGAGCCUGUUCCAGGGCGAUCAUGCUGGAGUUGAGUUUGCCUGUUCAGGGCAUGAGGGGCUGCUGCGUGCGGCCGGUGUGCUCGGACCCCUGGUUUCCUCGAGCGAAGAGCUCCUCCGCAAGGCGAAGCAGGCGUAUGCCCGCGAACAUGUUGAAGGGUCCGACUCCAAGGACAUUUUCAGCCAAAGGGUUUUUACCGUGGCAGGAGCUCAGGUCGACUCUUCCUCUCCCACGGUGCGCUCUGGGAACUGCUUGGUUGGCCUCCCUGCUCAUCGUCGCCUGGCUUUGGCGCAUGCCUCGCUUGCUGUUGCCUCUGGCCGCCAUAUCAGUGAAGAGCUCGGCUCGGUCUUGUCUGGUUGUUGGGUCACGGCUCUUCUUUACCGCCGGUGCCUCAUGACCGCCAUUGGGCCCCUUUUCUCUGUGGGGAAGAAGACGCCCGACGCUGGCGGGAGCUACCUGCAGCCCCUUGGCACAGCCCCCAGGCAGGACUUGGUCUUACUUUCGGCCCUCGCCCCUGUUAUGGUUUCCAACGUUGCUGCUCCUGUCAGCUGUGAGGUUGGUUGUUCUGACGCCUCGCUCGCCCGGGGUGCGGUCUGCAGCACUCGUGUCCGCCAGGAUGUUGCCGAGCACUUGUGGCAGUCCUCGGGCCAAAAGGGGUGGUACACCCGGCUCCAGAAGCAGGCCUCUGGCGACCACGAGGACUUCGAGGAGGAAAGCCAGCUUCCGGAGGCCGAAGCCCAGCCUGAGCCAGUGCCUGCGUGGCCCCUUGCUAUGAAUUACGAUUUCCUGGAAGUCCGUACAGGUGGUCCCUGGGCCUCCUCUUUCCUGCCUCAAGGCCUCGCCGCAGGCCCUGUGAUCGACGCCCGGGCCUCUUCGUUCUUCCGGGUCGCCGACCUACCGUGCCUUGAGUGGAUUUGUUGGUUGCUCCAGGACAGCAAGCUCCUGUGUGCAGCCCUCGCUUUGCUACUUGUUGCCACUCGCUGCUGCGUGCCUGCCGUUCUCCUGCAGCCUGCCCUCACGAAGGCUCAACGUUUCCGACUGCCCUACCAGGUCGCGCGGCUGCCGGCGACGGCUCUAGUCCUGGCCUUCUCCUGGGUAGCCGAGGGUACUGUCGAACACCUUCUGGGGAGAACGCGACGAGUUGCCAGCGAUCUCACUCUGCAGAGGCAGAGCAGGCAAGGAGGAGGCCAAGUCGAAGCCAAUUCGCAGAGGGCCGAGAUAGGCAACCGGGAACAGGCUGGGGCAGAGAACCGGGCGUACCUGCUAAGCUUGUUCUCGAACUGGCUUGCAGCAGCUGGGGUUGCCUUGGACGACCUCCUCGACUCCGACAAGGCCUCGGCAGAGACUGUCAACGCCUGGGUCACUUGCUACGGUCGCAUGCUUUUCGAAAGCGGCCGAACCUACUGGCACUACUCUGAGCUCAUUAAUAGUAUCACAGCCCGGAAGCCCAUCCUGAAGAGGAGUAUGCAGGCCUCUUGGGACCUGGCUUUUUCCUGGAUGGCUUUGGAACCGGCGACCCACCAUGUGGCUAUGCCGGCGGUGGUUUUGCUAUCUAUGCUCGCGACGUGCCUACACUGGGGCUGGCUGGCCGAGGCUUGGGGUGGCCUCCUGCGAGUAGGGGAAGCUACGGCGAUGACCCGGGCGAACCUGGUCUUGCCUCAGGACGUGCUUCUUUCUGAGCGCUAUAUCCUGGCACGCAUUGAAGAGCCCAAGACCCGUAUGCGUAUGGCCCGACACCAGGCUGCCAAGAUCGAACAGUCAGACUUGGUGGUGACCUCCCCCCGGCGGAGAAGCUCUGGCCACGCUGCACGCAGCCGCUGGGCCUCGCACAGGGUAAUGGAAAUCUACAUCCAGGAGGUCAUGGCCUGUUUUACAGCUACCCUUGAGCAGGUCAUCGAGUG